GUUCAAGCACAGCGGCGCUUCUUCCUCUCGCCGCUUCCGUCAUUUAUCGCGCGUCACGAGGCCAAACUGUCAGUAGAAGCAGCGCGAAAGUUGCGUCGGCGGAGCGGCGAUGGUCCGAAUGGGGCUCCCCGAGUUCUCGUGUUCGCUGCUGUGCGGGAGCUGGGAGCUGGGAGCUGGGAGCUGGGAUAUGCCUCCGCGUCCUGAGGGUCUGACAGCAGGGCGGUGAAGUGUGAUGGUGCUGUGUUAGGCGCGCGCUUGUGAACAGAGGUGUCUUUUUGGCUCACGGCAAUGGAGAGCCCGUCUUCGGUUGGCAGGAGGCAGGCGUGGGCGACCAGCAGCCGCCGCUGGCUCCCCCUGGCGGACACAGAGCUCCAGAGCGCCAACCCCACAAUCACCCCACCGCCCCAAAACCUCUCAAUGCAGGACGAGGUCUUCGUGGAGGGAUGCUCUACAGGAAAGAUUGAAACUUGGCUCCAAGGCUGUGGAAAUGAGGCCAACCAAGAGAACCCCAGUCACCUCACUGUGGAAUCUUUGCUGAAGGCUGCUAAUAGUUUUGAGGAUGACCUGAGCCUCGGGGCUGAAGCUACAGCACUAGAUGUUGGAUCACAUCAUGAAGAGUUUGGGCACUGCCCACUACUCCUGCCUCCUCCUAAAUCACGUAAAGACUUCCACACAAGCAGCACUCCUCAGCAACGGCUCAGCUUACCAAUGUGUAAUAUGGGUCACAGCAUGGCGUCCAGUGCUUUUUCAUCCACCACCAGUAAAACUGCUUCCAGUGUGUCUGAGGUGCUGCAGAUGUGUGCGGAGGACGCAGAGGAGACACUGUAUCAUUUGGGGUUUGGUUGCGAGGAGCCUCAGGUCACUGCUCGCAUCCCGGCCCGUUUCUUCACUUUUCCCUCGAAGCUCAGAGGUAUCAACUUCCGCCUGUUCCUCGAGUCUCAGCUCCGCCGCAUACGCGAGGAGGACCCCAGCCUUUCACUCGCAAGUCGUUUCCGUCAGGUGGAGGUGUUGACAGCCAUGGCCAAUGCGUUCUACUCCCUCUAUUCCCACGUGUCGCGGACACCGCUUCAGAAACUGGCUCCACCUGAAUUCAGUUUCUCCUCACCCACUGUGGAGAGGAGCAUUGGACAGCGCUUCUUCGGCAACAUCCGCAGCGAGCCGCGAUCUCCUGUGGAGCGCCUUAAAGAUACGGUCUCCAAGAUGUGCUUAUACACAGGUUCUCGUGGUUCAGACUCUGCCUCUCCUAAUAGUUCUCCACGCAAGAGGAACAGCCUGCCAGAUGUGGUUGGAAUGGUACUGGGGACUGCAAAGAAUGAAGGCGGCAGUGACCACCCUAGAAGAGCAUGGCUCCAGGAUGUGGCAGAUAACAUGGCCCAGAGAGCAGGAGAUAAAAAUACGUUACAGUCCGCAGAAGUGAAGACUGCUGAGAAAGUGACCAAUCCGCACAAAGAGAGAAUACAACGUUGGUCACAGUCUGGGCAGAGAGAUGGUCCUAGAGCAAAGGCCAGCUUGUUUAAGCCUGUGUGUGUAUCUGCAUCUCUGGAAUCUACACAAACUGAAGACUCAAGUAGUGGUACAGUCGUAAAUGAAGGUUCCACCUGUUCCACUUUGCUUUCUGCCACCUUGAACAAACCUAUUGAUAAUAAGCCAACAGUUACCAUUAUUACCUAUGAUGUCAUUAGCCCUCAAGUAGUGGAGUACGUGCAUCAGGCACCAUAUCGUUGUCCACAAAUGGACAAUAGGGCAACAGUGGCCUCACCUCCUGAUGUUCGGAUUCACAGAGAAUCCUCAUGUACUAGAACACUUGAACCCAAAGACAAGCCAGCUGUUACAGAUGCACGACCACGGGUUUGCUUCUCAACUAAGGAUGAGAACCUGGUCCAGGGACCUUCAGAGGUUCCACAAGAUGACCCUGUGCCCCUCUGUCCCAGAACUUCACGAAGGUCACCAUGCAGGAUCAUGGUCACCGGAUGGGAUGGUGACACCACCACCCUCAAAAGAGAACCAUCUGAGGACUUUGUAUCUCCCCUGUGCUCUGGUAGCACCCCUCAUCUGACUUCAUUAGGCAACCAGAGGUACCUGAGCCCCAUCAAACCCUCAACCAGCCAGAUGAAGCAGGCCAACUCCUUUGAGCUGGAGGAGGUGCAGAGUGCGGGGGAGGAAGAGAACCUAUCAGCAGAGCAAUGCGGUGCACAUACACUAUCUGUUACAGCAGCAACUCAACAGAAAUGUUCGCCCUUGCGAGGGGACAGUUUCCAGUCAGACAGCAGUGGCUAUGCUGAAGAGGACAUGCAGCAUUCUCUCGCUGUCCACAACAGAGAGAUCAGCUAAAGACAGAACUCUGCUGUCACCCUUCUGUGUGUGCACCCUUACCUAUCUGCUCAUCUGGGGUUUAGCUUGUCUACAGAGAGUAAAACUUCUCAUAUGUGACAGAACAAAAGGCCACAACAACUGCGGUGUCAUUUAAAGUUACUUUGUCUGUAGGGCUUUGAUUUUUCUGUGUGGCAAAAUAAGCCAUAACAUACUUAACAAUGGAGCCAAAAGUUGACCCAGGAAAUCUGUGUAAUCAAAUUCCUUUCCGUUUAUUUGAGUGAACGUGAUUAGCUCUUGGCUCCAAGCUACUUGAAUGUAUUCCAAUAACUCUGUACUGUAUGUUGACAUGACUUUGCCUGCCUUUGACCUUGUGCUACUUGCUUUGCACUUUGUGGGUCUGAGCUACUGCAAAUGUUUUAAAUAUUUAUUUGUGGUUUAAUAAAUAAUUUAUUUGGAAA
This is a messenger RNA of Pygocentrus nattereri (red-bellied piranha), 2771 nucleotides long. RefSeq names its product thymocyte expressed, positive selection associated 1 (gene tespa1). The transcript is spliced from 12 exons. Gene Ontology annotation, molecular function: signaling receptor binding. The record is from RefSeq and is a predicted model, not a curated record. The coding region runs from base 289 to 2331 and encodes 680 amino acids. Lineage: Eukaryota; Metazoa; Chordata; Actinopteri; Characiformes; Serrasalmidae.